This is a messenger RNA of Scylla paramamosain (green mud crab), 3585 nucleotides long. RefSeq lists its product as uncharacterized. The record is from RefSeq and is a predicted model, not a curated record. The transcript has 6 exons. NCBI's taxonomy places the organism in Eukaryota, Metazoa, Arthropoda, Malacostraca, Decapoda, Portunidae. Gene Ontology annotation, molecular function: protein binding. The coding region runs from base 1228 to 1875 and encodes 215 amino acids.
CUAUAACCCACACACCGUGGGGUGGGGACUCGGAAAGUAAGGUGUAGUUGAAGACUAGUCGUCCACAGGAUAUGAUAAGGUGUCCCCCCGUUUCCGCUCGGCUCUACACAAACCAUUUUCUCUUAAUCUCACUUCCCUUUAACGUUUUCUCUCACACACCUUAUGGAAAAUUUGAAUUUGCCCAUUUUCAGAUCAACGUCGAACAAUUUGGACCGUGGCACCUCAUGUAACCAUCAGCUGGGGAGUGUAAAGUGAAGACAGACUGGGUGAGAGAGAGAGGGUGACACCAGCCCGGUACAGGACACUCCGAGUAUAGUUGUGCAGACAGUCAAUGGCGGCGCUGUUAUCUGUUGUGUCUGCUGGAUUAUUUUGGUUUUGAGCCCGAGAUCCAAAAAAUAAUAAAGGCCAGAUCAAAGAGUAGCGAGUGGGCGCCCUAGUGAGUGAGUGGGGGCUGGAAAUCAGAGGCGAGGAAGGCUGGGCGGUGCAGGAGAGGCAGGAGGGUCGAGGCGGACAGCAGGACGAGAAGGACACCAGUGUGAUCCUUGCCCUCACCCUUGGCCCAGGCGAGGUCACCACAUGCCCCUAGGACGCGGCUGAAGCUGGACUGAAGCUGAGGAAGUGUGAGUGUGUGCUGUGCUGAAGGGGGGAAGUGUGGCCUAUGAGUGGUUAAUGCCAUGCCCCUCACCUCUGGCCACUCAGUGUGACCUUGGUGCUCAGCUCAGACAUGCUCCUUCAGGCACCUUGGAUUCCUGAGUCACUGAACAUGCAACCAAGCUACUAGCCCUGCAGCACAGCACAGCACAGCACAGCAUGAUAUUGUAGCAAGAAGGACUGCUACAGCAAACAUUCCAAUAGCAGAGCAGAGCGGCUUCACACUCAAGGCACAGGCUUGAGGUGGAGUGAGCCAAGUGCAGCCCGAGGACCCGCCAGGACAUGGAGCGAGUUGAGACAGGCCGCCGUGUGUGUGUGCUGGUCCCGUGACACUGCUGCUGUAUGAGACUAUGAACAGACAUGAGCAGAUGAUGUGUCUUAGUGCAUGGCUGUGUGAGACUCUGGUGUUGUACUGCAGGUGUUGGUGAUGCUGACUGGUGCUUGUAAGUAAGGCAUUCCACACCCUCAAACACACACCACACAUCUCUUGUUGAAUCGUUAGAUUAAAGUGGUCGCUUCUUCACCACCAUUACCCAUACUUAAAUCUUCACCAACACCACUGGCACUAUAUCCACCAUGGGGGACGUGGUAUAUGUGUACACGGCGCGCCAGGAGUGCCGGGGUGCCAGUGCCAAUGAGCCGGGCAUGGAGGCCAAUGAUGUGAUCCACGUGUCGGCUGAAUUCCUGCAGAAGCAAAAGAUGGUGCCGGACUGCCCCAAUGGCUGGCUGCUCGGCACCAACAUGCGUACCCGACAAGAGGGAUACUUCCCAGGCUACUUUUUGGUGCUGAACGGUACACUCCGCCGCAGCACUGCCACUCCUGAGGGGAAGCCACCACUCGCUGAACAGCAUUACUUGAAUCUUGGGCUCGUUGCAUCCAGUGACUCCUCCCCAGGCCAGUUUGGUACGUAUAUACAGUCCUGUCCCUUACCUGCUGUGUGGUGUAUUGGUGAGUACUGUGUGGUGUUUAUACUCUUACUCUUUGCUGGAGACACUGCAGAUUUCGUCCGGGUAUUUGCAGAAGUGAUAGUUUCUGUGACUUAUAAGAUACUUGUAGUGGCAGUGUGUCUUUUGUUUUCUUUGUUUUCCUUUUUUUUACUGUUCUUUUUCUGCCACCCACUGUUAAAGGAUGCAGUGGGUGGGGAGGAGCCUUCGCCUUUAUUAUCCAGUGCCUCUCUUAAGAUAGUGUUGCUUAUAACUAAUAGUUUCGUGAGGGCAACUUGAUCCGCUAUCGUUAAUUCUUCUUGUAUUCAUUUCUUAUCUUUAUUAUUAUUAUUGUUAUUAUUAUUAUUGUUGUUGUUGUUGUUGUUGUUGUUGUUGUUGGUGUUGGUGUUGUUGUUGUUGUUGUUGUUGUUGUUGUUAAGGAGACAAAACGAUAUGAAGCCGGAUGAAUGAAUGAAUGAAUUAGUGAAUGAAUAAAUGGCAAUGGUAAUGGUGAUGAUAGUGAUAGUGAUGAAAAUAGUAGUGAUAGUGAUAGUGAAGGAAAAUAUCACAUAAGAAAAUGUUUAGUUGUAAGAUUAAGUUAGGUUAAGUUAGGUAGUGGUGAUGGUGAUAGCAGUGAUGAUGAUGGUAAUGACGGUGGUGAUGAUAAUUAUAGUGACUGAUAGCAAUAGAAGAAGAAAAUGUUUAGUUGCUAGUUUAAGUUAGCAUAGAUGGUGAAUGGUGAUAGUGGUGAUGGUGACGAUAGUGACUGAUAUAUAGUAAAGAAAGAUAUUAGAGGAAGAAAAUGUUUAGUUAAAGUUAGCAUAGGUGGUGAUGGUGAUAGUCGUGAUAGUGGUGAUAGUGACUGAUAGUGACUGAUAUGUGACUGAUAUAUAGUAAAGGAAAAUAUGAGAGCGAGAAAAUGUGAAAUAUGAUCCGUGACUUCCUCAUCCACCUGAUUGCGUGUCGCCAGGUGAUGUGGAGCCGGUGUGUGGGUCGCUGGGACGGCAGAAGACAGGUGUGCGGCAGGCUGGGAGGACAGAGGACAUGUGUGGGAAGGAGGACAGGAGAGCUGGGGACAGGUGUGUGAAGGAGGACAGGAGAGCUGGUACAGGUGUGUGAAGGAGGACAGGAGAGCUGGGACAGGUGUGUGAAGGAAGACAGGAGAGCUAGGACAGGUGUAGGAGAGGAAAGAAGAGCUGGGACAGGUGUGUGAAGGAGGACAGGAGAGCUGGGGCAGGUGUGUGAAGGAGGACAGGAGAGCUGGGGCAGGUGUGUGAAGGAGGACGAGAGCUGGGACAGGUGUAGGAGAGAACAUGAGGGCUGGGACAGGUGUGUGAAGGACAGGAGAGCAGAGGACAGGUGUAGGAGAGGACAGAAGGACUUGAAACAGGUGUGAAGAGGACAGAAGAACUAGAGAACGAAAAAAAAAAAAACUAGAAACAGGUGUAUGGGGAGGAAAGGAGAGUUAUAAUCUAGGAACAGGUGUGGUGAAUGGCAGGAAUGGGGACAAGGGCUGAGAAUAAGGGCUGGGAAUAAGAGAUGGGGACAAGGGCACUAGUUGGACAGCCUUUCCCAAGGGCCCUGAGUUCAUAAGCCCUUGAAACCCCAAAUCUUGAAGUCAUUUGUCCCACGACUCCCUGAAUGCCUAAGUUCCCAGGACCCCAAGACUCCAAGUCCCUAAAUUCGCAAGUCCCCACACCCUGAAGCCCUCGAACUCCCAAGAACCCGAAUCCUCAAGUCCCUGAGUCCCCAAAUUCCCAUAAACCCAGGAGCCGAAGUCUUCACGUCCCCAAGACCACAAGUCCUCUAGACCCCGAGUCCUAAAGUCCCCAAGUCCCUGAGUCCCUGAGUCCCCCAAAGCCUCGCCCCACCGCCGCAGGACUCUAUCGAUCCGCUCCUCUCGGCACCAAUCCAGGACCCCAGAGAGAGAGAGAGAGAGAGAGAGAGAGAGAGAGAGAGAGAGAGAGAGAGAGAGCGAGAGAGAGAGAGAGAGAGAGAGAGAGAGAGAGA